Molecule: messenger RNA, 2641 nt
Organism: Nothobranchius furzeri (turquoise killifish)
Lineage: Eukaryota; Metazoa; Chordata; Actinopteri; Cyprinodontiformes; Nothobranchiidae
Gene: ptger2a
Product: prostaglandin E receptor 2a (subtype EP2)
Biological process (GO): inflammatory response; positive regulation of cytosolic calcium ion concentration; cellular response to prostaglandin E stimulus
Cellular component (GO): plasma membrane
Molecular function (GO): prostaglandin E receptor activity; thromboxane receptor activity
Source: RefSeq, a predicted model, not a curated record
UUGUACACCCUGGGUUUGUUUGUCCUUCCCUUACCAAACAGUCUGUUCUGUGUUUUUAAACUGUCAUGGUGAAUCAGUCCUUAUCCAACUGCAGGCAAGGCUUGUCCCUCAGCGAGAUCGAACUUGUACAUCGGGGUGGGCGUGGCCAAUGGUGACGUAACCGCGUCUUUUCUCGGGUCCAUUCAUGCCAGCCUCCGCCUCAUCACAGUGGCGCGCGCCUCGCCCUCAGCACCUCACCUAUCAACCUGAGCGGCUUCGCCAGGAACAUAAAACGACCAACCGAGGAUUUACUUUCUUUGCACGGGAGUCCGACGUGUCCGGUGCCGGUUAAGAACGGGAAAAAACCCGAAACAUGACGUGAAUAAACUCAUAACAGGAUGACCCCAGACAACUACUCAAAGUCUCAUGUUGGGGGUUUAGUUUAGAUAAAGGAAACCAGCACAUAUUAAACUAAACCAGUCAUCUGACAUCAUGGAUGAGCUGAACAACACGGAUUGCCACAACCAACCCACAAUCAACACAGGUGCACACAUGUGGAUCAGUGCCGUCAUGUUUGGACUAGGCUUCUUUGGCAACGUAGCGGCCCUGCUCAUCCUUGAAAUACAAAGGCGCAGAGACUCCAGGAACAAAGACAUGAAGCCAAGCGGAUUGUUUCACAUCUUCAUCCUGUCGCUAGUGGUCACAGACCUGACUGGGACGUGUUUGACCAGUCCAGUCGUCCUGCUAUCGCAUGCGAUGAACACAACUUUAGUUGAGAUGAUACCUAAUUGUGAAGUUGUGUGCAAGUACUUUGGUUUCAACAUGACCUUCUUCAGCCUGAUCACUCUGUCGCUCCUCCUCAGCACGGCGCUGGACCGAUGUUUUGCCAUAGGGUACCCCUACCUGUACUGCCAGCACGUCACCAAGAAAUGGGCCUACGUUACAAUCGCAGUCAUGUUUUUCAUAAGUAUAAUGCUCUCUCUGCUUCCGUUUGUUGGAUUUGGUAGAUACGUUCAAUACUGUCCUGGAACAUGGUGCUUCAUAGACAUGAACCCGCCUGAUAAAGAGGACCGUGCCUAUGCUAACCUGUUCGCCACAGUCAUGCUGGUUCUUGUACUGACCAACGUAGUGUGCCAUGGUUUCGUGGUCUACCAUCUCUACAAGAUGUACCAACGGCGAAACAGACGGGGCUCAGUGAUAGCGACGAUGAGGUCCAGCAGCAAGCGCAGGAUGAUGUCCAUGGCUGUAGAGGUGGAGCACCUGAUCCUGUUGAUUGUCAUGACCAUCAUCUUCCUCAUCUGCACGCUGCCCCUUGUGUUCCGGGUGUACAUCAACUCUACAACAACUCACGAGAAUCAUCCAAUGGACCUGGUUGCCCUCCGCUUCAUCUCAUUUACCUCUAUCAUCGACCCCUGGGUCUUCAUCUUCCUCUCUCCUGGUGUGCUGAACUUUUUCUGGGUGUCUUUCUGCAACGCGCCCCUGGGGAGGUUUAGCAGUUCUGCGUGUAAAACAUCACAAGCUAAAGAUGACCAUCGUAGUCAUCUACAGACGACGUACACCGAGGACAAAGUAUGACCUCGGUAGAGAUCUGGGACUUCUUUAUUAGACACAUGACUGGGAAGUGUGCCAUCCCGUGGGAUCCAGAGCUGCAGCGUCUCUCCCAUGUUUACUUUCUGGGUUUUCCAGUAUCAUUACAGCUCCUGCCAACUGAUAAGAGACCUCAAGCAGAUUCCUGUUGAUUAUAGUGCAUCGCUGCACAGUUUAAGCUUUUCAGUUAGUUGUUUAAGCAAACAGAGUUAUCCACUGGUGGCUCGACUGACGCCUUUGUUGCUGCUACGAUUUUUUUUUUUUUUUGUAUCAAAACGCUGCUCUGUUUACCAGCUCAGUCAGGGAAUCCUGUUCCGAACAACCAAACAGAAAUCAUCACACUGAAAUUACUCACCUUAUCUACAAAAAGGAUCUCAAUGGGCUGCAACUGCUGGCGGCCAGUUGUGAAUGAUGUUUGCUGAGGAGUUUCCAAAAGGACUUAUAAAUGUAUUUAAUGUAAUUGUAUGGAUUCAACAAUCCCAAACAACAGUGCACACGUUUUACACCAAUUCUUUGUUCUGAACCCAGUGAGAUUCUAAAAUCUCACUGUUUGGCGACCAAUAAGGAACAUUUACUAUUCAGCAAAUAUUACAACUGAAAUGACGUCAGCUUGCAAACAAAGUUCUAAACUUUGUGACUAAAUUGCAACAAAAAUGUGCACAACAUUCACAAAAUAAACAAAUUUUUUAAUUAUUAACAGCUUUACUAAAGUAAUAUGCAACAAUUCUGUGGGAUUCCAGUGGAAAAAUGUGCGUAUUUUAUAAUUACCAUGAUUUUUCCACACAGAGAAAAUGUGCUGACUAAAAUGGUGGCCCAUUGGACACCAAGAGGAGAGUCCGAUAUUUUUUUAAAAAAGUAAUAAAAUUAGGAUUAACUGCAAACAAAUAAUUAAGAAACUUGGUGAUAAAUUUGCUAAAGAAACCGUAACCCUGCACCUUGUUUCAAGUUUCGCAUUUUCCUUUAGAUCCAGUUUUAUCACACCGAUUUACGGCCAUAACCGACUUCACUGGUUAUGUUUAAAGGGACUUUUCGGACUUUAGAAUUUUUAUGCUCGUGAUUGCCCCCUCAGGCCAAA